AUGGGACCUUUUCCAUCAUCUUUCUCCAACCAAUACAUUUUAGUAGCGGUGGACUAUGUCUCGAAGUGGGCGGAAGCUGUUUCCCUUCCCAAUAAUCAUGCCAAAAGUGUGAUGAAUUUCAUCAAGAAAUAUAUUUUCACACGUGAAGGCACCCCAAGAGCAAUAAUCACAGACGGAGGUAAGCACUCUUGCAACAAGUACUUAGAUUCCCUUCUUUCAAAAUAUGGUGUUACUUAUCGUGUAUGUACUCCAUAUCAUCCUCAAACUAGUGGACAAGUGGAAGUCACUAAUAGCAAAAUCAAAAAUAUUCUGGAGACCACAGUUGGACAAUCUAGGAAGGACUGGUCUAAGAAACUUGAUGAUGCUCUAUGGGCUUAUAGAACUGCAUUCAAAACACCAAUUGGUUUCAAAACACCAAUUGGUAUGUCUCCAUAUGGAAUGGUCUAUGGUAAGGCUUGUCACCUCCCUGUUGAGUUGGAGCACAAGCCAUAUUGGGCAAUCCAAUUUCUUAACUUUAAUGCUAAGGACGUUGGUCAAAAACGGUUGCUUCAAUUAAAUAUGAUGGAUGAAAUGCGACUCCAUGCUUAUGAGAAUGCCAAAAUCUAUAAGGACCUCACCAAACAAUGGCAUGAUAAGCACAUUAUCAUAAGGAAUCUAAAGGUAGGACAACAGGUGCAAGUUGAAGUCCAUAAGAUAGCACGCCCUAGCCGUGCUCAUCAACACGGCCGUGCUUCAAAAAGGUUUAUUGAUGAGUCUGCACUAGCACAAGUGGGGAUUAGGGAUGCUGUUUUAGAACCCCUUAGGCAUAUUGGGUGGGAACAAUUUAUUAACAUGAAAGAUCUUAUUUAUGCACCUCUAAAUUUAGAGUUUUUAAAUUCCUAUUCUUCUGUUAUUCGCCUAUUUGACUUCCCUAGCAAAAUUAGAUUCAGGCUGUUUGGGAGAAAUUAUGAACUUUCUGUAAAUGAGGUUAGUCAUAUAUUUGGGUUCCCCACUGAAAAUGCUCAUAAUCGAAUAUCUACAAACUUUAAUGAUCGCAGUACAUGGAAUGAUCUGACUGGAGAACAUAAUUAUAAUCCUAGGUUUUCGAAAGCCUCAAAAUUGAGAAACCCUGCUCUGAGGUAUAUUCACAAUUUCUAG
This is a messenger RNA of Jatropha curcas, 1137 nucleotides long. The record is from RefSeq and is a predicted model, not a curated record. NCBI's taxonomy places the organism in Eukaryota, Viridiplantae, Streptophyta, Magnoliopsida, Malpighiales, Euphorbiaceae.